Messenger RNA from Annulohypoxylon maeteangense, 1137 nucleotides. RefSeq lists its product as uncharacterized. Bases 39 to 905 code for a protein of 288 amino acids. The record is from RefSeq and is a predicted model, not a curated record. NCBI's taxonomy places the organism in Eukaryota, Fungi, Ascomycota, Sordariomycetes, Xylariales, Hypoxylaceae. The transcript has a single exon. Gene Ontology annotation, molecular function: protein binding.
ACAGAGUGCUCUACUUCCCCUUUAGCCGCGAAAAUUAUAUGAGUACCAGGUACUAUUACCUCCAAACCCCUUUGAAAAUGACUUACCUGAUGAACCUACCCAACGAGGUUCUCAUUACGAUCCUUGAGCUUCUCGCAACCGCCGACCUCCAAUCGCUCAUCCUUUUGCAACUCACAAAUAGACGGCUUCGGGUACUAGUUAGAGAUGUCAUAUAUAAUAUUCAGAAAGUUUCGUCCGCCAGCCGUAGUUCUCAAUACGGAAUACAUCCCUUUUUGAAAACCAAAUUCAAGGGUUUGUUUAAUACCGCAGAUUGCUUCACGGCGAUGGAAAGGAGCAGGCGAGCAUAUCUUAGUCUCGAAGGCGAUUAUACUCUUCCAUUCCGCAGGCUUCCAUGGGCACAAGAUGAAGAACAACUCCAGGCGCAUCUCCGCCCAGAAGCGAGCUGGCGCGACAUUAGUCUCACUUUUGGACGAGCUCCUAUUACGCACCUAGAUAUAGUCAAAAGCUUUUCAGCUCCGGAGGGCGAUUCUGUCGACUACUAUCAACUGGAAAUGCCACCAUCAGGUAUGACAAUGGGCCUAUUCUACGACGUUCUUCUGUGCGACACAGCCACGUACCGCCGCGAGACAGGAAGCUGGGAACUGAUCGUCGGGACACGAUUACGCAGCUACGACGUACUAUCCGAAUAUGAAUGUUUUAUUCCCGGUGAUCGGGUUCUGGUAGAUCAAAGCAAGGAAGCACGGCAGGCAGCCGUGCUAUAUGUACGAGGCGCCCCCGUCAGCCGCAAUAUCGCUAGCGAGACCGAGGAGAAUAAUUGGAUCUCCAGCAGUCAGAAUAAGCAACGGCUACUACCGUGGCAGGGGCCGGUCCAGAACUUUAUAUUUACAGGGUAUUACGAUUAUUAAGACCCGUAGAAUUAGGACGAACGCAUGUCCCCAAGUUGGACUCCUCCUUUAAUACAUAGUACAUUGGUCGUACACAUAUCCUAAAGAACCUAGGACAGGGAGAGUAUAUGCCUGGCUUACUAUUAUAGUAGAACGGCAACGCCCGGGGAUCCCGCAACUUAGCGCCAUCUAGAGCUAGAAUGACAUAGAUAUCACAUACCUAUCAACUUGGCAUUAUGUUUCAAGAUAGGAC